AUGGGUAACGGUGCCAAGGCCAACAUGAAGCGUGAGCGCAACGCCAAAAACGCUAAGACUGGACCUACCUCGCAAAACAAGACCAACGAGAAAGCCAUGAACAUUCAGUGCCAAACCUGCAAGCAGACCUUCCUUCAGACUACCAAGGCCCCUGCUCUCCUUGAGCACGCCUCCAACAAGCACAACAAGGGUCUCGCUGAUUGCUUCCCCGGUGUCAGCGCUUAA
This is a messenger RNA of Penicillium malachiteum, 225 nucleotides long. RefSeq lists its product as uncharacterized. The record is from RefSeq and is a predicted model, not a curated record. The coding region runs from base 1 to 225 and encodes 74 amino acids. The transcript has 4 exons. Lineage: Eukaryota; Fungi; Ascomycota; Eurotiomycetes; Eurotiales; Aspergillaceae.